This is a messenger RNA of Sporothrix brasiliensis 5110, 435 nucleotides long. RefSeq lists its product as uncharacterized. Gene Ontology annotation, biological process: translational initiation. The coding region runs from base 1 to 435 and encodes 144 amino acids. Gene Ontology annotation, cellular component: nucleus; eukaryotic translation initiation factor 3 complex; cytoplasm. Lineage: Eukaryota; Fungi; Ascomycota; Sordariomycetes; Ophiostomatales; Ophiostomataceae. Gene Ontology annotation, molecular function: translation initiation factor activity. The transcript has a single exon. The record is from RefSeq and is a predicted model, not a curated record.
AUGGCGUCCGCGGCCGAGUACGACCUCAUGCCGCAGCUGGUGCUGCGGCUCGACCGCCACCUCAUCUUCCCGCUCGUCGAAUUCGCGGCCAGCCAGCUCGAGGAGGAGGACGGCAGCAGCAAGGACGAGGCCAAGUCGCGCGAGAUCACCAAGGCCAAGUUCGAGCUGCUCAAGAAGACCAACAUGACCGACUACGUCGCCAACCUAUACUGCGAGAUCGAGAACCUAGACACGCCGCCGCCCGAGUACGCCGAGUCACGAAAGAAGGUCCUGGCCAAGCUCGAGCAGUUUGAGGCCGAGACCACGCGGCUGCGCGACCUGCUGGGCGACGAGGACGUGGUCGGCAACCUCCGGAGCGACAAGGUGGCCAACUUGGAGUUUCUGAAGAAGGAGCACGAUGUAAGUCGCACUGGACGACAUGAAGCAAAGAUGUGA